GACCCCCGACAAAAGCUCAGAGUUUCCAGCAGCAGCUUUUUCCUCCCAGUCUUUGGCGCGGCUGGGGUCAGAGUUGAGGAACGGAAUCCGGCCGGGCCCUGCCUAGGCUCCCACCCUGGGGUCAGGAAGCCUGGAAGAUGAGGCCCUUCAGCCCUGAGGUUUCCCUAGACCGGCUCCAUACCAUGGCAGUCCAGCUGCUUUGCAUCUGCGCACUCUUCCUGACAUCACUUGUCAUGGCCCAAAGCUCCAGGGGCCCCGUGGUACCCAACCAGCCCUUCACCACCAUCUGGAACGCAAACACCCAGUGGUGCCUGGAGAAGCAUGGUGUGGAUGUGGACGUCAGUGUCUUCGAUGUGCUAGUCAACCCAGGGCAGACCUUCCAUGGCCCUGACGUGACACUUUUCUAUAGCUCCCAGCUGGGCACCUAUCCCUACUACACACCUGCUGGAGAGCCUGUGUUUGGUGGCCUGCCCCAGAAUGCCAGCCUGGAUGCCCACCUAGCCCACACAUUCCAGGACAUCCUAGCUGCCAUGCCUGCACCUGACUUCUCGGGGCUGGCAGUCAUUGACUGGGAGGCAUGGCGCCCACGCUGGGCCUUCGACUGGGACACCAAAGACAUUUACAGGCAGCGCUCAGAGGCACUGGUACAGGCACAGCACCCUGAUUGGCCAGCUCCUUGGGUGGAGAAGGAAGCCAAGGACCAGUUCCAGAGAGCUGCGCAGGCCUGGAUGGCAGGCACCCUCCAGCUGGGGUGGGCACUGCGUCCUCUUGGCCUCUGGGGCUUCUAUGGCUUCCCUAACUGUUACAACUAUGACUUUUCAAGCCCCAACUACACCGGCCAGUGCCCACCAGGCAUCCGUGACCAGAACGACCAGCUAGGGUGGCUGUGGCGCCAUAGCCAUGCCCUCUAUCCCAGCAUCUACAUGCCUGCAGCACUGGAGGGUACAGGGAAGGCACAGAUGUAUGUGCGACACCGUGUGGGUGAGGCAUUCCGUGUGGCUGCGGCUGCCAGGGACUCCAAUCUGCCGGUGCUACCCUAUGCUCAGAUCUUCUACGACAUGACGAACCACUUUCUGCCCCUGGAGGAACUGGAGCACAGCCUGGGGGAGAGUGCAGCCCAGGGGGCAGCAGGAGUGGUGCUCUGGGUGAGCUGGGAAGAUACAAGAACCAAGGAAUCAUGCCAGGCUAUCAAGGAGUACGUGGACACCACACUGGGACCCUUCAUCCUGAACGUGACCAGUGGGGCUCGUCUCUGCAGUCAAGCUCUGUGUUCCGGCCAUGGCCGCUGUGCCCGCCGCCCCAGCCAUCCUGAGGCCCUCCUCAUGCUCAACCCUGCCAGUUUCUCCAUUCAGCUCAAGCCCGAUGGUGGGCCCCUGACCCUGCAGGGUGCCCUCUCACUUAAGGAUCGGGCGCAGAUGGCUAUGGAGUUUAAAUGUCACUGUUACAGUGGCUGGCGGGGAGCACGGUGUGAGCAGCAGAGCGUGUGGUGAUUGGCCACACACUGGGUUGCACACAGCAAGCACUAAAUGCACUUUGGGUCUUGCCACAGCUUUCUUAAAUACAGGCACAGUCAUACAAGUCAUGGUCACAGCAGGAGUACGCUCAGCCAUCAUUGUGGGCAUACACCCUGCAUACACAUGCAUGCUUAUAGACCCAGAGAGUUGCAUAGGAGUUAGGACCACCGGCAGACACCAUCCACUCCAUGUCCACAUGCCUCUACUUGGCAGGGUCACAGACAAUUCCUCCAGACUCACUGAGCCAGGCUUUGACUACAGCAACCACAAAAGCUGACAUUCACUGAGCGCCUACUCUUUACCGAGCCCUAUGCUAAGCAUUUUAAGUGGACUGACUCACUCAAUCCUCACGAGUCUAUAUGAGGAAACUGAGGCACUCACAGGGAGAGUAAGCACUUUACCCAAGGUUGCACAAGAAAAGGGAGAAGCUGAGAUUCAAACCCAGGCUGCUGGCUCCAGAGGUAGAGCCCGUGUGCUCCUGCUGGGUGUUGAUAAUAACCAGCCCCGCACGACCCCUGAAUCCGCUGAAGGGCACCCACCCAGCAAAUAAAGCAGUCAUGAUUUA
This is a messenger RNA of Lemur catta (Ring-tailed lemur), 2079 nucleotides long. It is a transcript of the gene HYAL1, whose product is annotated as hyaluronidase 1. The transcript has 4 exons. The record is from RefSeq and is a predicted model, not a curated record. The coding region runs from base 138 to 1490 and encodes 450 amino acids. NCBI's taxonomy places the organism in Eukaryota, Metazoa, Chordata, Mammalia, Primates, Lemuridae. Gene Ontology annotation, biological process: carbohydrate metabolic process; hyaluronan catabolic process. Gene Ontology annotation, molecular function: hyalurononglucosaminidase activity.